ACUAUCCAUAUUUCUCUGUAGAAAUGGAGAAAGGCGACACCUCCUCGACGGCGGAAGAAGACAAACCACCGCCACCGCUACCGCCCCAAACCAUCACCACCACAACCACCCACCACCUGUCGGCCCCACCAGGUUUGACCGAGGAUGAGUUCAGCGAAUUGAAACCUCAUGUGAUCGACUUCCACACCUACCAUCUCACAUCAUCCCAAUGUUCUUCCCUACUCGCCCAACACAUCCACGCGCCGCUCGCCGUCGUCUGGUCAGUCGUCCGUCGUUUCGACAAGCCGCAGACGUACAAACACUUCAUCAAGAGCUGUACCGUCACCGAAGGCUUCACAAUGGCGGUGGGGUGCACGCGUGACGUCAACGUCAUAUCAGGGUUGCCGGCGGCAACCAGCACAGAGCGGUUAGACUUGUUGGAUGAUCAGAAUCACGUGAUGGGGUUUACGAUCAUCGGCGGUGAACACCGGUUGAGGAAUUACCACGCCGUGACAACGGUACAUGAGAUUACAACGGCUGAGAACGCACGGCCGAUGACGGUGGUGUUGGAAUCUUACGUUGUGGAUGUGCCGGAAGGGAACACGGAGGAGGACACAAGGCUAUUUGCCGACACGGUGGUGAAGUUAAAUCUGCAAAAACUGGCGUCUGUCACCGAAGCCAUGGCACAUGACGCCGAUGCCACCGUCAAGAUUCUCAGGUCUGGCCCCUCAUCUUAUGAUUGUUUCAAAUUAUGCAAAACUAAACCGCUCGAGCUUUACGGUUUUGCGAUUGAUUUCAUUGGCUUCGUCGAGUUGGUCGAUGGAUCACCUAACGGUUGAUUUUAAUGAAUGUUGCGC
Cynara cardunculus var. scolymus (artichoke) is the source of this 836-nucleotide messenger RNA. Its product is annotated as abscisic acid receptor PYR1-like. Gene Ontology annotation, cellular component: cytoplasm; nucleus. Gene Ontology annotation, biological process: abscisic acid-activated signaling pathway. Lineage: Eukaryota; Viridiplantae; Streptophyta; Magnoliopsida; Asterales; Asteraceae. The coding region runs from base 24 to 818 and encodes 264 amino acids. The record is from RefSeq and is a predicted model, not a curated record. Gene Ontology annotation, molecular function: abscisic acid binding; protein phosphatase inhibitor activity; signaling receptor activity. The transcript has 2 exons.